UUAUUGCUAGUAGUUGCCAUUUUUGUUCUGUAUUUGAACCUCCACACAAUAUCCCAAUCUCAGAAGUGAUUGAAUUUUAAUUCCUUUCCUGUGGAACACCAUGUUUUCGAAGCGAAACCUCAUGAAAACAAUUCGGCGUGUUCUUCUAGGGUGUUGCGGCCUUUUCAAACGUAAGAACAGAAGGCUUGACAUUUCUGCUCCGUUCAAUUUUCAACAUCGAGUCCACACAGUAUUCCUUGAAGGAGAUGGUAAAUUUGUGGGACUACCUGUGCAGUGGAGCCCCUUCAUGGAACAGCCAGUGAAAGAAGAACCAGACAGAGCAGAUCCUUCAUCUGUCACACCCCUUCUCAGGCCUUGGUGUUGCAUCACCCAUGGCAGCACAAAGAAGAUGAGGCUGGAGAUUUCUAAACCCUGCAAUUUCCAGCACAGCGUGCACAUGGAGUUUGAUCCUGAACAUCAUAUCUAUACAGGACUGCCGCUGCAGUGGCGCAGCUUAGAGGCAGAGAUAGCAAAGCAGGCCAAAGCAGACCCACCAUCCAGCACAACCUCACAACUUGCUGCCUUGAAGCCAUGUAGGGCAUCCUGUGAAGACACCAGGGCUGCUCUGCAGCUUGUCUGCAGCCUCGGUGACCCUCGGGAAUUCCUGACAGAUUUUGUGCGGCUGGGAGAAGGGGCAACAGCCAUAGUGGAACGAGCCACAGUCACGGACACAGAAAAAAGAGUGGCCAUCAAAAGAAUGGCCAUAACCCAACAAAAGAGGCCUGAGCUACUUUUGAAUGAGGUUGCGAUGGGGAAUUACGAGCAUGAAAAUAUAGUUGUGAUGUACAACCCUCCCUACCUGGUUGGAGACGAGCUGUGGGUUUUGAUGGAGCUCUUAGAAGGUGGGGCCUUAACGGAAAUUGUAACUCACAUGAGAAUGAAUGAAGAACAAAUAGGGCAUGGUGUGCUUAUCCGUCCUGAGGGCUCUGUGUUAUUUACACCAGCAAGGGAUUGUCCACAGAGAUGUCAAGAGUGACUCCAUCCUCCUCACAAGUGAUGGCAGGGUAAGAUAUUAAGAUUUUCCUUGCCAUUGGUGAAAGCCCACAAUAAAAUCUGAUCACCAGCUGUGGACAUCAGCCUCUGAGGACAGCUUUCCUGGAGAUACUGCUUCCUCUACUCUCUGAACUUCUCAACUUGGUGUCUCUGCAGCCUCCCCUUGGCACAUGCAUUAGGAAGAAGGACAUCAUGAGCUAUGAUCAUGAUACUGAAAACGUCAUCCAAUCCAUCACACCUUAAGCUUGAGCUGAAAUUUCAAUUGCAUUUCUUUGCUUGAACAGUGACUACAGAAACUCAGGGAGUGCAGAAACUUCAUUUUCCUCUUACUGCUUUAACUCUCAUGACAAUUAGCUAUCCUCUACACUUAUGAAUUAAAAUAUCUCUUGUGCUUCCAUUCCAAAGUGAAUUGAAGGUAUCCCCUAUUUGAGCCAUCAUCUGGCUGGGCUCUCCAAUGGAUUGAAACCCAGCUAUUCUUGACAUUUGCACAGAGGCUACCUGCUUGGACAAGUAGUCAAGGCAGCCAUUUCAUAUAUUCCUUCAAUGCAUCAGCUGCUUUACACUUUACAAGAUUACUACAGAGCAGUGAAGGAACAAAAGUUGAACCCUCAAAAGAAAUUCGGAUUAGCAGAACAAAUGUAAAAUGACCUGUCUCCCUGCCAGUGAGGGCCAUGACAACAAUGAUAAAUGGGAAAAAAAAUCUCUCUUAGACAUUACUUUCUUUUUUUCCUGCAAAGGGAGCAUAGUCACAAUUGUCCGGGCAUCUUGGCAUUGGAUCAGACUUCUUUCAGAAAUGAUUCAGAGAGUCCAGGUGAAUCUAGAGACCAAGUAACACUGUGUUCAUUGAGUGGCCUUAGGAUGCCUUUCCAGCCAGGU
Phascolarctos cinereus (koala) is the source of this 1908-nucleotide messenger RNA. Lineage: Eukaryota; Metazoa; Chordata; Mammalia; Diprotodontia; Phascolarctidae. The record is from RefSeq and is a predicted model, not a curated record.